Suricata suricatta (meerkat) is the source of this 6105-nucleotide messenger RNA. It is a transcript of the gene RNF216, whose product is annotated as ring finger protein 216. Bases 814 to 3597 code for a protein of 927 amino acids. Lineage: Eukaryota; Metazoa; Chordata; Mammalia; Carnivora; Herpestidae. The transcript has 18 exons. Gene Ontology annotation, molecular function: zinc ion binding. The record is from RefSeq and is a predicted model, not a curated record.
GGAAGUUUCGCGGGCCGGUCCCCUGGCCUGCUGCGCGAAGGCGAAAGCGCCGAAAGACCGAGUUUCCCGGGCGGCACCUCACGGAAGGCGGCGUCCGUGGAGCCGAGCGCGGCCUGGAGUGCGCGGGCGGCGAUGCCCCGUGAAUUUGAACUCCGGCGCCUCCGGCCCACGGGGCGCCGGGCCUCAGUCCCAACCCCUCCCGACUCGAGUCAGGAGGGCUCCUCUGACCCAGCCCUCGUGGGGACAUCCGAGUGCGUCAAAACCCUCUGCAGCGCGGGGAACGCGAGCCCGUCACAUGUACCUGGAGCGCCGCGCAGCGAACGGGGCCGGCGUUCCCGCGUGGGAUGUGGCCGAAUGCCGGGUCGAACGCUUGUCUCAAAACUUUGGGCCAUUCUGUCCUGUGCGAGACCCCCGCUGAGCGUCUACGGGGUCCCGUAUAAACCAGCCACGGGGCCUUGUAAAUGACUCGAAUACAGUGUCGUAAGUUCCCGGAUAGGGCUUGUCCUAGGCUCUGUGCUAGUGCAGGGAGCUUUAUAUACCCUGCUGGGAGCUGCGAGAGGACAGGGAAGAUUUUAGGACCGACCUGAGUCUUAGCUCGCUUGUCUGAAGACGGCAGAGUGGUGUUCUGUUUAUCAUAUAGGUGGUGUGCUAUGUCCUGCAGCUAUGGAAUGUAUAAGAUGCAGGGUCCUAGAAUCUUGGAACUGAUUCUAGCAGAGGAAACAGCGACUUAACAUAGCUUCCCAAACCUUUUUGAACAGAUAGUCACCAUGUUCAGAUAUUAGCAAAUACAUACAUGUAUGUCUGCAUUUGAAAAUGGCAGAGGGAAACAACAAUGAAGAGGUAAUUCACUUAAACAACUUUCACUGCCACCGGGGACAAGACUGGAUCAAUCUCAGAGAUGGACCCAUCACCAUAUCAGACUCCUCUGAUGAGGAAGGGGUUCCCAUGCUGGUCACCCCAGCUCCUCAGCAGCAUGAUGAAGAAGAGGACCUGGAUGACGAUGUCAUCUUGACGGAAACAAAUAAACCUCAGACAUCACGACCCAAUCUCAUCAAACCAGCUGCCCAGUGGCAAGAUCUCAAAAGAUUGGGAGAAGAAAGGCCUAAAAAGUCUAGAGCAGCCUUUGAAUCAGAUAAGAACGGCUAUUUUUCAGUGUAUAACAGCUCAUUGUUUGGUUCUGGGGCACAGGAUGAUUCUGAGGAUGAAUACGGUGAAUUUCUGGAUCUUGGGCCUCCUGGAGUUUCUGAAUUCAUUAAGUCAAGUGGCCAAACAGAAAGAGAACCCAAACCUGGACCAAGUCAUAACCAAGCAGCAAAUGACAUUGUCAACCCCAGAUCAGAGCAGAAAAUCGUUAUCUUGGAAGAACGUGGCCUUCUUUUACCAGAAGGCGAUCCUUUGGACUCUCAGAACCAGUCAUCUGAUUCAGAGACAGAGCUUUUAUCAAACCUUGGAGAAUCACCUGGCAUCCUGGAUGAUCAGGUUAUUGAAGAAGGCUGCUGGUUAGACCAUCGUUACUUCCAGUCCCUAAACCAGCAGCCCCGGGAGAUAACAAGCCAGGUGGUUCCCCAGGAGCGGCCGCCCAAAGCAGAACCGGGCCCAUUGUUGUAUCGGCGUAAACCCCCAGGGCUGGCUUUUCCAAGGCCAGCUUUUCCAAGACCAGAACCCCAACAGGAUGGGAUUCCGGGCCCCUCUUCUCCGCAGCCUGCCCAUCCUCUAGGAGAGCUUGAAGACCAACAGCUAGCAAUAGAUGAUGAGGAGCCCGGGCCAGCCUUUCCACUACAAGGAUCUCAGGAGCCCAAUUUGGAAAACCUUUGGGGGCAAGAAGCUGCUGAGGUAGAUCAAGAACUCGUUGCACUUUUAGUGAAAGAAACAGAAGCAAGAUUUCCAGAUGUUGCAAAUGGGUAUAUUGAGGAGAUAAUUCAUUUGAAGAAUUAUUAUGAUUUGAAUGUACUUUGUAAUUUUCUUCUGGAAAAUCCAGAUUAUCCAAAGAGAGAAGACAGAGUCCUUAUCAACCCCAGUAGCAGCCUGCUUGCCAGCCAAGACGAGACCAAGUUGCCUCAAAUAGACUUUUUUGACUAUUCUAAAUUGGCUCCUCUUGACCAACGCUGCUUCAUCCAAGCUGCUGACCUCCUGAUGGCCGACUUCAAAAUGCUCAGCAGUCAGGACAUCAAGUGGGCCCUGCACGAGCUCAAAGGACAUUAUGCAAUUACCCGAAAGGCCUUUUCUGAUGCCAUUAAAAAAUGGCAGGAGCUAUCACCAGAAACCAGUGGAAAGAGAAAAAAGAGAAAAGAAAUGAAUCAGUAUUCCUACAUAGAUUUCAAGUUUGAACAAGGUGACAUAAAAAUAGAAAAGAGAAUGUUCUUUCUGGAAAAUAAACGGCGACAUUGUAGGUCCUACGACCGGCGUGCCCUUCUUCCAGCUGUGCAGCAAGAGCAGGAGUUCUACGAGCAGAAAAUCAAGGAAAUGGCAGAGCAUGAAGACUUUCUGCUUGCUCUGCAGAUGAAUGAAGAACAGUAUCAAAAGGACGGUCAGCUGAUCGAGUGUCGCUGCUGCUAUGGGGAGUUUCCGUUCGAGGAGCUGACGCAGUGUGCGGAUGCGCACUUGUUCUGCAAGGAAUGUCUCAUCAGAUACGCCCAAGAGGCCGUCUUUGGAUCUGGGAAGUCAGAGCUCAGCUGCAUGGAGGGCAGUUGCACGUGCUCAUUCCCAGCCAGUGAACUGGAGAAGGUGCUUCCCCAGACCAUCCUGUACAAAUACUAUGAGCGGAAAGCAGAGGAAGAAGUGGCUGCCGCGUACGCUGAUGAGCUUGUCAGGUGCCCCUCCUGCAGCUUUCCCGCCCUGCUGGACAGCGACGUGAAGCGGUUCAGCUGCCCCAAUCCUCGCUGCCGAAAGGAAACCUGUAGGAAGUGUCAGGGACUCUGGAAGGAGCACAAUGGCCUCACCUGUGAAGAGCUGGCUGAGAAGGAUGACAUCAAGUACCGCACAUCCAUUGAGGAAAAAAUGACAGCAGCCCGCAUCAGAAAAUGCCACAAGUGUGGGACCGGCCUCAUCAAAUCCGAAGGCUGCAACCGCAUGUCUUGCCGCUGUGGCGCCCAAAUGUGCUACCUCUGUCGAGCAUCCAUCAGCGGAUAUGACCAUUUCUGCCAGCACCCUCGCUCACCGGGAGCCCCGUGCCAGGAGUGCUCGAGAUGCUCACUCUGGACGGACCCCACCGAAGACGACGAGAAGCUAAUUGAGGAGAUCCAGAAGGAGGCUGAAGAAGAGCAGAAGAGAAAGACUGGAGAGAACACCUUCAAACGCAUCGGGCCCCCCAUGGAGAAGCCUCCUGAGAAAGUCCAGCGGAUCGAAGCCCUGCGGAGGCCCGUCCCGCAGAACCUGCACCCGCCCCAGAUCCCCUACGCCUUCGUGCAGCCACAGUUCCCCCUGCCGCCUGUCCGGCCCGUGUUCAACAACUUCCCCCUCAACAUGGGCCCCGUCCCGGCGCCCUACGUGCCCCCCCUGCCCAACGUGCGUGUCAACUACGACUUUGCGCCCGUCCACGUGCCCCUGGAGCACAACCUGCCCAUGCACUUCGGCCCCCAGCCUCGGCGCCGCUUCUGACCACCCAUGGCCUUGUCUCCUCCAGGGAGCCCGCCACACUCCUGAGGCCACACCUUUCAAAGAGGCACGAUGGACUGGGCUCCCAGAAAGACGGGCUCGGUUUUUUUCCUGCUCCUUCCUGGGAAGGGCCACUGCCCUUGGGAGAGUGGUCAGCACGCCAGUGCCCUUGGGCACCCAUAACAGGUUCAGUCUGGCACUUGCUGGGCCGAAGAGAAGGGGGCAGUAAACCUCCCCGGGGUGUUCCACCGCCCUAGCAGCCAGUGCAGGGACCCUUCCUCCUGGGCAGCCCAUCUCUGCAGUUGGUCCUGUCUCUGCAGGGACACCCCAUCCCCAGCUGACUACAGAAGUCUCUCAACCACCGAGGCCUUUCUGACCACGGUGCAGCCUGAAGUGCCAUAAAGCUGACACCACAGCUCCUGCAGUCUGGAAAGAGGCCUCUUCCGCCCCACUGCCCCGAUCCCGCAGCCCGCCCGGAGAGAGGUGCUCCCUGCUGCUCCACACCGCCUGGUCCCGUCAGCGGUGCAGAGCCACGUCCCCAGGCCUGGGAGCACCCCUCAGGGUGGGGAGGCUGCGGGCUUUGUCCCCCAAAUCCAGAAGCCCAAGCCACCACCGCCAUGACUGUUCGGCGGUCUCUCUCCUUGUCUUUGGCCCGCUCAGUUGAGACCAGAGAGCUGUCUCGUGCUGUCUGUUCUGUUUUGUAGUUUAAAAUAUUUGCCAUUUACUCACUUUGAACUUACUGGAUUUUCUGUGGCCUACUAGAGUUUCUCUCGCUCAGUCUCUGGGAAGUCCGGUCUGUUACCCACGCCAGGCGGCCAGUGAGGGCGGGACGCUCCUGACACGCAGACAGAACAUCUUCAUGAAGCAGCUCUGACAAGCUUGGUAGCUUUCCCAGGCGGCCCAGCUGUUGGGGAGCGUCCUUCGCCACCAGUCUGGCAGCGAGCACCAUCUCCCCUGAGGUCUUGUGGUGGCAGUGGGUUUCUGCAGGGGGACAGGUGACUCAGGCUGCACCGGCACCCAUCCGCAGGGGGCCCUGCCUGCUCACCGCUGGGCCCUUCCCACCCAAGAGAGACCCCUGUGGGGGGCAGCUCCGCCUGGCUCCCCAAGGCUGGUCUCUGUCGCUCGCUCUCUAUCUCUGAUGGAUCCAGGGCCCCCAGCCUGUAUGCACAGACCUUAGAAAGCAGGGUGAGCCUAAUGGCUGGCCCCAGGGCCAUGCAUCAUGCACAGCCAUCCACUGCCAUCGGUGUCUCCUGUUUUUCAGGGGUUAAAAUGGAGAGAAGUCUAAGUUGCCCAUCCUUCCUCCAGGUGAGAGCUGUGCAGAGCAUCGUGGGUGCAGGGUGGGGUGCACGAGCAGGGGUCUGCACCGCCAAGGGCCCCUCGUGCCGGGCUGCCUGCACCUUGCUGGCACCCUGAAUGACAGUGCCUUGGGGGAGAGCGCCCCACCGAGGGUGAUGGGUGACAGGAUUGAAGUCCCUUAAAAACAUAUUCCCUGUGCUUCCCCAAGGGAGGGUCUCAGAGCAGUGAGCUUCCUGCAGACAUCCCACCACAUGGGGAGGGUGGCCCCAAGACACCAGAACAUUCUAGGCCCCCUGAGCCCAUUCAUCCAAGGAGGGAACAAACCAGCCCCCUCUGCCCUGUAGCCCAAGGAAAGGGGUUCUGGGCAGCUAAAAGGACAGGCCUCGGUGGGUGGCCCGCACCUGCCCCUGCGCUUCACGAGUCCACCGGAACCGGGCUUGCGAGAUUGUGGCCCAGAGAGAGAGACCAGAUCAACUGGUUACUCCCAAGGCCAAACAGGACUUUCCUUAGAGAUGAAGUCUUACUGUUUGUCACCAUGUGCACCUGUUAGGAAGCCAUUCCUGCCUUUCUGAGCAGAGGGCACAUGGUUUCUAAGGUCCUUCCUCGAGCUGGACUAUGGAGUGGCUCCCUGUCUGCAGGGGCCCAAUUGCCAUUUGGGGGAAGGUCGUUGCCAGGAGUUCUGACACAAGCGUGAGUCCCCACCUGGCUGCGAAGUGCCCCUCUGGGUGCCUGUGUCCCAGAGGACCCCAGGCUUCCUGAGAAGCAUCUGCGCUGGUGACGGCUUGGGGGAAGGUGGGCCCUCCUGACAGGCUAGCAGGUGACGGCAAGGUGUGAUGACAGAGGACCCCUGGAGACCAGCCGGCCUCGGGGACAAGCAGGAGUCCCAGAGGCAGCCUGGUACCUUCCCCUCUCUGGGCCACAGCGUUUGCUCCCCCAAAUGAGAGACUACCCGGCGACAGUCCCGUUCUACUUGCCUUAAACUGGAGAGAGGAAUCUAGUAUUUGCACUUAGCAAAAGAUUUUAAAACUUAAAAAAAAGAAAGUGCAUGACCUGUCACUUUGUAUAAAAAUAGCAAAAAUUAUUAGUUUAUUAAAUUUUUUUCUUUACCUUCCAGUAGUAAAAACACAUAAAAAGAAUUCUGUUUAAACUACUGUGUGUAAAAAGCUUGUACCAUAUGUAACUUGGACUUUUUGUAAAUAAACGUUUGUGCAUUAU